AUGGAUUUAAAACCUGCAGUGUUCCUCCUAGUCCAGAUUCUCAUUGGAUUGUUGGGAAAUUUCUCACUCAUCAUUCAUUAUACUUUCCUUCAUUUUUGUGGAGGAAACUCACGGUCCACAGACUUGAUUCUCAGGCACCUGGUUUUAGCCAACACCUUAGCCAUUCUCUCUAAAGGGGUCCCCCGGACAAUGCAGACCUUUGGUGUAGCACAUCACUUUAGUGAUGUUGGUUGCAAACUUCUUUUUUACUUUGAAAGAGUGUCCAGGGGGGUGUCCAUUGGCACGACUUGCCUCUUGAGUGUCUUCCAGGCCAUCACUAUCAGCCCUCUGCACUCCAGAUGGGCAGUGCUUAAACUAAAGGCCCUAAAGUACAUUGGUCCUUCCAACAUUCUCUGCUGGAUACUACACAUGCUGGUCAAUGCCGUUUUCCCGAUUUAUACAUCUAGCAAAUGGAACAAUAGCACCAUCGUAAGUAGAAAUGGAUUGCAAUAUUGUUCUAAACACGAUGACAGUGUCACAUUCUCACUCUACAUGACGUUGAUAUUUUCCCACGAUGUUUUGUGUUUGGGGUUCAUGUCCUGGGCCAGUGGCUCCAUGGUGUUUGUCUUGUGCAAGCAUAAACAGCAGGUACAACACAUUUACAAUAACCUAUCCCCCAGAUUCUUUGCUGAGACCAGAGCCACCAAGAUCAUCCUCCCCCUGGUGGCCUUCUACGUGUCAUUUUAUGCCCUCUCUUCCUUUAUGUCUACUUUUCUGGCUCAUCUUGGUCUUUCCAGUUGGUGGCUGGUGAACACAUCUGCUUUCAUGUCGAUGUGUUUCCCCACAGUCAGCCCCUUUGUUCUCAUGAGCACUGACAGCCGCGUAUCUAGACUCUGUGCUACUUGCUUUAAAAUCACAACAUAA
Elephantulus edwardii (Cape elephant shrew) is the source of this 903-nucleotide messenger RNA. RefSeq names its product vomeronasal type-1 receptor 2-like. Gene Ontology annotation, biological process: G protein-coupled receptor signaling pathway. Gene Ontology annotation, cellular component: membrane. Gene Ontology annotation, molecular function: pheromone receptor activity. Lineage: Eukaryota; Metazoa; Chordata; Mammalia; Macroscelidea; Macroscelididae. The record is from RefSeq and is a predicted model, not a curated record. The transcript has a single exon. The coding region runs from base 1 to 903 and encodes 300 amino acids.